Eimeria tenella is the source of this 1233-nucleotide messenger RNA. RefSeq names its product thyroid hormone receptor interactor, putative. The coding region runs from base 1 to 1233 and encodes 410 amino acids. NCBI's taxonomy places the organism in Eukaryota, Apicomplexa, Conoidasida, Eucoccidiorida, Eimeriidae. The record is from RefSeq and is a predicted model, not a curated record. Gene Ontology annotation, biological process: reciprocal meiotic recombination; meiotic recombination checkpoint signaling. The transcript is spliced from 6 exons. Gene Ontology annotation, cellular component: chromosome; nucleus. Gene Ontology annotation, molecular function: ATP binding; ATP hydrolysis activity.
AUGGAGUUUCCCACUCCGAUUGCGGCGAGUCGCGCGAGCACGGCUGCGUCGAGCGUGCGGGACAUCCCCUGCACGAAAGUGCCGAAGGUGGACUUCUGCUGCGAAAUCAGCUGCAAGAUUUCCGCAAAAGAGCAUUUUUCGAAAAUAAUUGACGCAGCAAACUGCUGGCUGGGCUCAUCGGGGCUGACGGUGGCCCUGGGGGGCCACGAUCCGCAGCGCGUGGGCGUUCCGCUGCUGGCCCGCUGCUGCAGGUCCAUUCGAAUAGAGCCCCUGAAGCCGCGGUGCAGCCCGCUGCUGCUGCCUGCUGCUUCGGGCGGGGGCGGCGGGCCGUUUUCCGCGGCCUUCGCCAGCAGCAGCAGCAGCAGCAGCAGCAGCUCGACGGAAGCGGCGCCGCUGCUGUUUCCGUACUGCCAGGCGCGCUUCGCCGUGCUGCCCUACCUGCUGCACGAGGGGCCCCUCCAGGGGGGCCCCCUGGACUUGGGAAGUGAAGAAGAAAGUGGAAAAGUGUUUCAGCAGUGGCUGCUGCCAAAUGAGGACUUUGAGGGUCUUUGGGCCAACUUGCACUUCUCCCAAAACACCAAAGACACUCUUCUUGACUACGCCUCCACAGCGCUGCUUUUCGCGGACAAAAGCGUCGACUCAAAACUCAUCACCUGGAACCGAGUCCUGCUGCUGCACGGGCCCCCUGGAAGCGGAAAAACUUCUUUGUGCAAAGCCCUGGGGCAGCGCCUGGCAAUUCGUCUCAGCCGCAACUUCGGAAGUUUUCUUUUUGUGUCUUUGAAUUCUUCUUUUCUGUUUUCUCGCUGGUUUGGAGAGUCGGGGAAGGUGGUGGUUCGCGUGUUCGAGUUGCUGCUGCAGCGCAUGCAGCAGCAAAGUUCCUUUUUGUUCGUUUUGAUCGACGAAGUCGAGUCUCUUGCUGCUGCUCGCGCUGCAGCAGCAAAGACACCCGAGCCCUCCGACGCCGCCCGCGCCGUAAAUGCCCUUCUCACUCAAAUGGACCUUUUCAGCCGAAGUCCAAACGGGCUGAUUCUCACGACUUCGAACUUGGCAGAAAGCUGCGAUCCGGCCUUCCUGGAUCGCGCGGAUCUCAAGCUGCACAUUCCUUGCCCGAAUUCAAAUUGCAGAUUUGCAAUUCUGGAAAGCUGCAUUGAAGAGUUGAUCCGCACGAAACUCGUCGAGCCGGGAUCCCACACGAGAUUCUCCUUUCCCCCGGGCCCAGAAGCCAGCGAGUGA